GGCUACAACGAACAAGUGGAACAGCUGGCGGAGUGUGGGAACCUUCGGCAGGUCGAUGAGCUGCUCGGCCGAACGGAGGGCCGGGUGGAUUUGAGCCAGGAGCGGUAUUUGGAGCGGAUGGAGAACUUGAAGAACAAUUUUGCUCGCGCGCACAUCGAAGCUGAGAAGCUCAACGCCAAG
This is a messenger RNA of Durusdinium trenchii, 180 nucleotides long. Lineage: Eukaryota; Dinophyceae; Suessiales; Symbiodiniaceae. The record is from the annotation of a GenBank genome assembly.